Anopheles nili is the source of this 4461-nucleotide messenger RNA. It is a transcript of the gene RhoGAP93B, whose product is annotated as hornerin. Lineage: Eukaryota; Metazoa; Arthropoda; Insecta; Diptera; Culicidae. The transcript is spliced from 11 exons. Gene Ontology annotation, biological process: signal transduction. The record is from RefSeq and is a predicted model, not a curated record. Gene Ontology annotation, cellular component: cytoplasm; cytoskeleton. Bases 1 to 4461 code for a protein of 1486 amino acids. Gene Ontology annotation, molecular function: protein binding; GTPase activator activity.
AUGUCAACAUCAUCAGAAAGAGUGGAAUGGGUGGAAAUCAUCGAACCCCGCACAAAGGAACACAUGUAUGCGAAUCUUACAACAGGCGAAUGUGUGUGGGAUCCUCCAGAGGGCGUUACAAUUAAACGGACAGACGCUUCGCAGUGGUGGGAGCUGUUCGACGCGAAUACCUGCCGCUUCUACUACUAUAAUGUUGCCUCACAGAAAACCGUGUGGCAUCGGCCACAAAACUGUGAUAUCAUCCCUUUGGCCAAGCUGCAAACCCUGAAGCAAAACACCGACCCGAGCGAUCGUAAGGAUGCCACUCUUCCGCAUCACCAUCACCAUCACUACCAUCAUACUGCUGGCAGUGGCGGCAGUGGUAGUGGUGGUGGAGGAAGCGGAAGUAGCGGAGGUAUCGCUUCACUCGCGGCUUCAUCGAAGCUGAGCGGAAGUGGCACGAUGGGAAAGUCAUGCGGCCAUCGGACGACGACGGGCGUCACGGAUUAUCGUGAUCGGGAUCAUCACCAUCGCAGCUCCAGUUCCGGCCAUCGACGUACAGGCGGUGGUGGUGGUGCGUUAGACCAGCGCAGCAACAGCGAACUCUUGGCUAGUCCGCAAGGAAGACAUAGCCUUCAGCAUAGGUUUCCACCGAAAAUCCUAACCUCGCCCCUGGCUGACGCGGCUGGUAGUCACUCUUCGAUCGGUCGACUGGAUUCGCACAAAUUUUGCAGACACAGACACCAGCCGACGAGCAGUAGCGGUGCAACUGGAGGCGCUAUAUCGGUGCCCUCUUCUGGCUCGAUACGCGGCAGUCAGCGUUAUCCGGCCAGCUAUCAACACGGGCAGCUUCAUCCGUCACAGCAGCAUCAUCAUCAACGCCAUCAGCAUCAUCACCAUCCGGACGGCGGAUCGUUUAAAUCCACCGAGGGCAGUCUGUCGGGUAGCUACCGGCGGCUGCACGGCGGUGGCAGUGGCAUGGCAGGCAGUGUUCCGGACACCGGUGGCAGCUUGUUGCGGUAUGGUAGUGGCUCCAAUGGCUACGCGACAAAUGGCCACAGUAGCAGCAGCAGCGUUGGCGGCAACAGUGGCACGGGUAGUAGAAAACACAAUCCUGACAGUAGUAGUACCGGCUACCGGAUGCUGCAGGAAAGUUCCAGCUCCCACAACAUUCCGCACUCGGUUGUAGUUCCUUCACCGUCCGCGUCGACGGCGGCUGUGUCCGCGAUGAGCAGUAGCGAAAAGUUGGCCCUCGGAGCGUUGCAUCAUUCGCCGGCACUUCCGCCACCACAUCAGAUGCUGUCGUACUCGGUCUCGAAUUCGUCGGAUCUUGCCGCCGGAAGUCUCUCGUCUCCAUCGCACUCAAUGAGCACGCCACAGUUCAAGAAGAAGCUGAUGCAUGACGGCGGAAUUGGUGGUUCUGCCUCGAAAUCUUCCUCCAAAGAUGGCAACCUCGUUGGCGGCAUGGUGUCUAAGCACGAAAGUUUCGAUUACGGCGGCAAUCCUAGCGCGUCGUCGAUCUCUCUCACCCGGUCGGGCAGUUUCUUAUCGUCGGCGGGAAUCACUAGCGGUGUUGGAGGAGCACUCGGAACACCCACCUCCUCCAGGCCGUACGGUCCAUCGGGGAGCGGCGGCAGCCAUCAUUCUUCCGUUGGUUCCUAUCGGAAAGGUAGCUUCGAUGGAAACGGUGGCAGCGGUAACGUAGGAAGUGGCAUCGGUAGCGGCGGCGGCGGUGGUGGUGGCGGUGGAGGAGGAAGUGAUGAUUCGAUGCAUGAGAAAUAUUUCAAAUCGGUCGAAAAUACGCCGAUUUCGCGAAGGCGCAACACCACGUCGUCCAAAUCGCCCUUGCAGCAACAAAAGCAAUCGAGCGAUUCUAGUCCCCAGAGUCCAAUUAGUCCCCAGCAGCAGCAGCAGCAGCAGCAGCAAAGCAAAGUGCAGCGACCGUCUGCAUUAUCGGUGGAGCUGUCUCCCGGCGGUAGUUACCAGAACAACGGCAGCAGCAGUAAAUCUAGUCACAAAAACAGCAAUACCAAUAGCAGCAACGUUGCAGUAGAUUACGCGAACGAGCAGUACAAUUUGGAUGGGCUUGCUGGUGGUAAAUCGGACAAAUAUCUCGAUAAGAUGAAGCACGAUCGGACGGGUAAAAUAUCGCCAGGUGCCGUAUCGCUGGGCGGCAGUGGUGGUGGAAAGCAAUCAGCUGCUUAUCCACCGACCAUUCCCGGAUCAUCGUCAUCUAGUCAUCCUGCGGAGCAUGCGAAUAGCGGCAGCACUUCGAAGGGUAGUGGUGGAAAAGAUCAGUUUUCAUUAAACCUGAACCAACCUAAUCUAGAUAGACAUAACAAGGAAAUGCACAGGCAACACGAGCAACAGCAAACGUUGGAGAAAAAGUCGUCGGGAUCGACACACACCGUCGCAUCGAACAAUUCGUCAACGCACAACGCGAAACAUGACAAGAGAUCGCGAAAUUACAACAAUCAAAACACUGCUAGUGGAACCGGGUUCGACUUUGAUUACGACAACGGAAACACCUCUCCUUUGUACUGCAACUGGGAUAAGAAGAUGCAGGAACAUCUGCUUCCACUGCAGAAUUACAUUAUGGAGCAAGCAAAACUGUCAGGUUCUUACGGUCUCGGUGAUCACGAUUCAGACUCACUUCACUCGGAUAGUCAGUCGGAGCAUUCGUUUUCUGGACACGAGCCAGAUAACGAGGACUCCGAUCAUUCGGAUGGGCAUGGAGAUUAUUUGGCACACUAUCCUUACGAAGAAUAUGGCGCUCGACAUGCUCAGGAUAGUGGCGUUUCGUACUACAAUUUUGAUUUCAAUUUUGGUGAUCGCGAUGAAAAGGAAGACAUAUCCGAGGAGGUUACCGCAAAGUUGGAAAGCAUGCCCGAUCAAAUAUACAGCCCCGUGAAGAACCAUCCCCCGUUGCACAAAUUUCCAACGCCAGUCAUUCCGGGGUCUCGACAUGGUCUUGGCAAUUCCGGAAUGCUUUCCGAUACUGUUGAUCGUGGUACUUCUGGCAUCCCGAUUGGUAGUGGAAAUGGCACGUUUGGCUCAAAGACGUCUUACCUGCAACAGAUGGCUGCCGCCGCUGGGCAGCAUCAACAACAACAACUUAGUGGAAUAAUGCAGCAGCAAAAUCAACCUCAACAAAAAAUCAACAAGGCUACGUUGUUGCAGCGGUUUCAAGAAAAUCUAACACUUGGAGCACCCGCACCGGGUGUUGGGAGUAACGGUAAAAUAGCUGAAAUGGCUUUACUGAAGGAAUGCGAUAUUGAAAAGUUUGCGCAGGACAACCUGAAUCUCCAUUCCAAAGGCAUUUUCCGUAAGAAAUCUUCCGUGAGGGACAUGUUGAGUUGGACGUCAAAUGCCAUCAGUCGUCCGAUGCUUUCGCUGGCACGUGACAAAGCAGGCAAAAAGAUGGCUACCGAUCUUUUUAAACUAGUUCAAAUAUACAUGGGAGACAGGAAGGCACGAAUUGGCAUGAGUUUGAACUCGGUAGCAAUCGAUAUCGUGACGAUGGCGAUGGGACAGGCACAGUUGAGAGAUGAACUUUACAUUCAAAUGUGCCGUCAAACGACAGAAAAUCAAAGUCGUGAUUCGCUGAUACGUGGUUGGGAACUGAUGGCAAUCUGUCUGUCGUUUGUACCCCCGUCACCCACAUUCCAACCGGCCUUGUUGGGCUACAUCAAUCGCCAUCGAGAUCCUUCGUUCGCAACCAGUUUUCCCGAGGUUGGCAAAUGGCCGAUCCAUGUCCAGAUUUCACACUACGCUACUAUAGCGUGCCGUCGCUUAGAUAGAAUCGGUAGCUCCGGCCGAAAACAAGCCAAACGACCGACGGAAGACGAAAUCAAUCAAGCACGGGAGCAAAUAUUCCGCGACAGCAUGUUUGGCAACACUCUCAACGAAGUGAUGGAGCUGCAGAAGGAACGGUUUCCGGAACGACAAUUGCCUUGGAUACAAACGACGCUUUCCGAGCAAGUGCUGCUUUUAAACGGAAAGCAAACAGAAGGCAUUUUCCGAGUGCCAGCUGAUGUAGAUGAAGUAAAUAUGUUGAAAAAUCUAAUUGAUCGUUGGGAAUUUCCCGAAAACAAGGGAACUAUGGAUGCACAUGCACCUGCUAGUUUACUGAAAUUAUGGUAUCGUGAAUUGUACGAUCCACUGAUUCCGGAUGAACUGUAUGAGCAGUGUGUCCAAACAGAAGACCCUGUCGAGGCAGCCGCCAUCGUUGAGAAGUUACCUAAAAUCAACAGAUUGGUUCUAACGUAUCUGAUACACUUCCUGCAGCAAUUUUCGUUGCCCGACAUUGUUGUUAACACAAAAAUGGAUUCUUCCAAUUUGGCUAUGGUGUUUGCUCCUAAUUUGCUCCGUUGUCAAUCCCAGGAUCCAAAGGUUAUUCUUGAGAAUGCUCGUAAAGAGAUGACGUUCAUGAGAACUCUCAUACAACAUAUGGACACAUCCAGUGUAACGAACUUGGUUUGA